Molecule: messenger RNA, 1623 nt
Organism: Equus caballus (horse)
Lineage: Eukaryota; Metazoa; Chordata; Mammalia; Perissodactyla; Equidae
Gene: CCNDBP1
Product: cyclin D1 binding protein 1
Biological process (GO): regulation of cell cycle
Cellular component (GO): nucleus
Source: RefSeq, a predicted model, not a curated record
CUCUGACUACAGGGAAAGAUGUGGCUGGGCCUCUGGGGCGGGGCGGGGCGGGUUGUUGCCGGAAACGAACCCGGGCCUGUGACGUCCGGAAGUGGAGCAGCUACCGCAGUGUGGCUCUGGCAGCUGCAGAGGCGGCUUUUGUCUGCAAGCUCCAGGCGAUCUACUGAGAUGGCGAGCGCAGGUGCACCUGCAGCCGCAGUCCCCACCCUGGCUCCGCCUUUGGAGCAGCUCCGGCACUUAGCAAGGGAACUGCGGUUGCUCCUGCCUGGAGUGCGGGUCGGCGAAGCCCGGGAGACCUCCAAAGAGUUUAAUCGGGAGACGUUUUGGAGUAGACUCAAUGAGGCAGCCGUGAAGGUGUCCGGGGAAGCCACGACUCUGACUGAAGUCUUCUCUCGACUUCCACUGCCGUCUCCGCAGGAAACCCAGAGGUUCUGUGAACAAGUCCAUGCUGCCAUCCAGGCAAUUAUUGCCAUAUACUAUUCGCUUCCCAAGGAUCAGGGAAUCACCCUGAGGAAGCUGGUUCGGAGUGCCACUGUGGACAUUGUGGAUGGCAUGGCUCAGCUUGUGGAAGUGCUUUUCAUCACUCCAGCUCAGAGCCCCGAGAACAAUGACCUUAUUUCCUGCAACAAUGUCUGGGUUGCGUGCCAGCAGGUGCCUCGGAUACCAAGAGAUAACAAAGCUGCAGCCCUUUUAAUGCUGACAAAGAGUGUGGAUUUUGUGAAGGAUGCACAUGAGGAAAUGGAGCGGGCUGUGGAGGAAUAUGACCCUUACUGUGGCCUUUUGAAUGACACUGAGGAGGACAACUCUGACAACUACGGUGAUGAAGGGGAUGAUGUGUUGGGAUGUCCAAACAAUCGGGACUUAUAUUGGUCAGAGGAAGACCAAGAACUUAUAAUCCCAUGCCUUGCACUGGUGAGAGCAUCCAAAGCCGGCUUGAAGAAAAUCCGGAUCUUAGUGGCAGAGAAUGGGAAGAAGGAUCAGGUGGCCCAACUGGAUGACAUUGUGGAUAUUUCUGAUGAGAUCAGCCCUAGUGUGGAUGAUUUGGCUCUGAGCAUAUAUCCACCCAUGUGCCACCUGACUGUGCGAAUCAAUUCUGCGAAACUUGUAUCCGUUUUAAAGAAGGCCCUUGAAAUUACAAAAGCGAGCCAUGUGAACCCACAGCCAGAAGAUAGUUGGAUCCCUUUACUUGUUAAUGCUGUUGAUCAUUGCAUGAACAGAAUCAAGGAGCUCACUCAGAGUGAACUUGAGUUAUGAGUUUGCAGGCUCAUUUGUGCUCUCCUCUUUCCCUUCCUUACUGUCACAGCCAGGCUCUGAUGUCUGUGUUUAAAAUGGGGCUAGACUGCUUUCUAGAUAGAAAGGGAGUCCCUUUCUGUACUUACCCAGAGACUCUAUCACCAAAGAUUCUUGGUUAGGCCAGACUGGCAAUUAUUUAUAAACCAUACGAGUAUGAUUUAUUUUUCUGUGCUAGAUAAAAAAGUAAUUGCAUGAGUUUGGGUUCCUGAGAGGUCUCUCAGAGAUUCCUGGGGAAACUGCCUUGUUUCCUAUUUACAAUAAAAUGUGUCGUUUUAUUGUUAAAGAUGUUGGUAGUCUCAAUAAAAUGCUAACCUGCCAGUGGUUAAAUGA